Messenger RNA from Bombus pascuorum, 2785 nucleotides. It is a transcript of the gene Oat, whose product is annotated as ornithine aminotransferase, mitochondrial. Gene Ontology annotation, molecular function: identical protein binding; L-ornithine transaminase activity; pyridoxal phosphate binding. Gene Ontology annotation, cellular component: cytoplasm. The transcript is spliced from 10 exons. NCBI's taxonomy places the organism in Eukaryota, Metazoa, Arthropoda, Insecta, Hymenoptera, Apidae. The record is from RefSeq and is a predicted model, not a curated record. Bases 319 to 2673 code for a protein of 784 amino acids.
CUUUUAGAAUUUAACAAUCUUGGAAAAACCUAACGCAAACCAAUCGUUACAGAUUAGGGAGCGAAAGAAAGAGAUAGGGAGAGAGGGUAUUGGUUUGAAGCGGGUUCGAGUACAGAAGGAAAAGUAAUUUCGAAUAGUCGGUCGUUGUAUUCGUCGAUUACUGGUAGCGACGCGUAGAUCUCGCUAAUACGAGCGAUCACCGGUUCCUGUAAAGAUUAACGCGAGAUUUGCAUUAUACGGUUGUUCGUGCGCAAAGAAGCUAUUUACUGAUCGGUGAAUUAUUCCUAAGCAAAAACACGCAAGGAAAAAUAUAUAAACAUGAUGUUCAGAAAAGUCGGGAUGAUAUCUAAAAGGAAGGGAUAUCUUUUGGAUCUGGUCAGUCAGGCCGAGAAAAAUCAUCGAACUAUAACGUCACAAGAAAUUUUUGAACGCGAAUCAAAAUAUGGUGCUCACAAUUAUCAUCCGCUCCCUGUUGCAUUAUGCAAAGCGGAAGGAGUUUUCAUGUGGGACGUCGAAGGCAAACGCUACUAUGAUUUUCUGAGUGCCUACUCUGCCGUUAAUCAAGGUCAUUGCCAUCCAAGAAUUUACAAGGCUUUGGUCGAACAAGCGAAGGUUUUGACAUUAACUUCGCGGGCUUUUUACUCGGAUGCAUUGGGAGAAUUUGAAGAAUAUAUUACGAAACUUUUCGGGUACGAGAAAUGGCUUCCGAUGAACACAGGAGUAGAAGGUGGCGAAACCGCUUGUAAGCUGGCACGCAGAUGGGGUUACACGUGCAAAGGUAUACCGCAGUAUCAAGCGAAAAUUGUUUUCGCGGAAGGUAAUUUUUGGGGCAGAACAAUGAGCGCGGUAUCCUCAAGCACGGAUCCAACUAGUUACAGUGGAUUCGGUCCAUUUAUGCCUGGAUUCGAGCUCGUUCCAUACGAUGAUCUUACGGCGCUUCAACAGAUUUUAGCCGAUCCUCAGGUUUGUGCUUUCAUGGUGGAACCUAUUCAAGGCGAAGCUGGCGUCGUCGUACCGAAGGACGGCUAUCUGAAGGGUGUGAGAGAAUUAUGUACGAAGCACAACGUUUUAUGGAUCGCCGACGAGGUGCAAACUGGUUUGGCAAGGACAGGAAAACGGUUGGCAGUAGAUCACGAAAAUGUGAAACCAGACAUUUUGAUUCUUGGAAAGGCUCUGUCCGGUGGCUUCUAUCCAGUUUCUGGUGUAUUCGCCAACGAUUCUGUGAUGUUAACUAUAAAGCCUGGCGAACACGGCUCGACUUAUGGUGGCAACCCUCUAGGAUGUAGAGUCGCCCUUGAAGCGCUUCGCGUGCUCGAGGAAGAAAAACUAGCGGAAAAUGCUGAAAGGCUCGGACAUAUUCUAAGGAACGAGCUUGCAAAAUUACCAAAGGAUGUGGUUACUCUUCCGAUCACAAGAUCACGAAUCUUCGCUUUAACGAAAGAAGUAGAGCUGAAAAGAUUUCUGAGUUCGCAAGAGUUGAUUGAUCGCGAUAAUAUGUACGGUGGUAGACAUUUUAAGCCACUUCCGGUAGUUCUUACAAGAGGCGAAGGCGUUUAUUUGUGGGACGUCGAAGGGAAACGAUAUCUCGAUUUUCUGGCGGGUUUCUCAACAGUGAAUCAAGGUCAUUGUCAUCCACGUUUGGUGAAAGUAAUGAGAGAACAAGUGGGAAAGCUCGCUCACACGUCUAGAGCUUUUUAUUCGGAGCCUCACGGUGCACUAGGAGAAUAUCUGUCGAAGCUUUUAGGGUGGGACAAAUUCUUGCCGAUGAAUACUGGAGUCGAAGCAGGUGAUACUGCCAUUAAGGUUGCUAGGCGUUGGGCUUACAGAGUAAAGAAGAUACCUCCGGAACAAGCAACCGUGGUCUUCGCAAAAGGGAACUUCUGGGGACGUUCUAUAGCCGCGCUGUCUGCAUCUACGGAUUCAAAUUGUUACACCGAUUUUGGACCUUACGUUCCUCGCUUCGACAAAGUACCAUACAACAACCUCAACGCUUUAGAAGAAAAAUUUAAGCAGGAUCCAACUGUUUGCGCGUACAUGAUGGAACCAAUUCAAGGAGAAGCGGGUGUCAUAAUACCGAAUGAUGGCUACUUGAAAGGUGUACGAGACCUGUGCAACAAAUACAAUGUGUUAUGGAUCGCUGACGAAGUACAAACUGGUUUAUGCAGAACGGGCAAACGAUUGGCGGUAGAUCACGAAAAUCAACGGCCGGAUAUUCUCGUGCUAGGAAAGGCAUUGUCUGGCGGAUUGUAUCCUGUUUCCGGUAUUUUAGCGGACGAACAGAUAAUAAUGUGCCUAGAAACUGGAUCUCACGGUAGCACUUUCGGUGGAAGUCCGCUUGGUAACAGAGUCGCUAUAGAAGCAGUUAAAAUUCUAGAGGAAGAAAGUCUUGCAGAGAAUGCGAGUAAGCUUGGGGAAAUUCUACGAAAAGAAUUAGGAAAACUUCCGAAAGACAUAGCGGUAGAAUUUAGAGGUCGAGGUUUAUUGGCUGGCUUAGUAAUUAAUAAAGACUUCGCCGAAGGAUGGGAUAUUUGUUUAAGAUUGAAAGAAGCAGGCUUGCUCUCGAGGCCUGCUCAUGGUCAAAUAUUAAGGAUAUCGCCACCACUUACUAUCACGAAAGAACAACUUGAAGAAGGUCUCCAUAUACUCACCACUGUCCUCAGAAAUUACAAAUAAACUAGUUAUCGCUAUACAGAUAACUCUUCUACAAUACGAGAGCUACCCUUUAAUACGAGGAAAAUGUCGUGUUAUAAAAAUCGCAUUAUGCGAGACGCAAAUUAUACACAAA